Messenger RNA from Protopolystoma xenopodis, 444 nucleotides. NCBI's taxonomy places the organism in Eukaryota, Metazoa, Platyhelminthes, Monogenea, Polystomatidea, Polystomatidae. The record is from the annotation of a GenBank genome assembly.
AUGUCCGUUUUAGCAGUACACCUUCACUACGUCUCGUCGUCUCUUUGCUUCCCUCGACUUUCUUUUCGCUUCCUCUUCCCUCUUCCCUCUAGCCUCCUGUACCUCCUCCCUAUUCGUUUUGUCUGCGCUCGUCUCUUGCUUCGAUUUACCCUUCAGGUACAUGUGCCCAUUGCCAACUACCACGACUCCAUUUAUCCUAGAUUAGUAUUUGCGUUUAUGCAUCUCGAUGCAUCAAGUUUGGACCACGCAUCCUCACUCUUUCUCUCUCUCUCUCGAAUUCCAAUGCAUGUCCAUGUACCAGCUGUGCACAUUCAUACACUCUUUCAUCCUCAACAACGAAACCGCCACCGGAAGCCAUUUCAGCCCAGCCACCUCAACUACGGCUCAUUGAAAUCUGGGCCAUGCCGAUUUAUCGUCAGACCUUCAUCCUCGGGUUGCAUGUAA